ACAAUUCUUGUAGUCUACACAGUGACGGAACCUCAAUGGCAGGAGAUAACUCUUACUUAACCACUAGAAAUCGAGUAACUAUUCAGUUUGCUGGUUAAGUAACUCUGGAAAUAUUAACUUUAACGAAAUUUAUUUGACGGUUUAUAAUUUACUCUUAUGAGUACGGUCGUCAGUUCGUCUGUCGUGUUAGCCUAGCUUAGCCUAACCUUCCAGCCCAAGCAGCAUUGCUUAACACAGUUCUGAGAAGAGAUGUAUCGCAACAAGGAAGUAGCUUGUAUCGGUGACACCAUGAAACCAGUGUAAAAGCAAAACCGCCGUUUAUGUGUUAUUGUGGUAAACCUCCACUAACUUAAUAGGUUUUGUACGAAACUGGGGCUGCCUCCGAAGCGUCCACAACAUGUUGAACAUACCAACCCAGUCUUUUCCUGCUCCGAGUUCCCAGCAGCGGGUCGCUCCAUCCGGCCAGUCCGGGAGGAACAAGGUGGCGUUGAAACCUGGCCACAGUCUGAUGGACUGGAUCCGGUUUUCCAAGAGUGGAAAAGAUCUGACCGGGCUCAGAGGACGCCUGAUUGAAGUUACCCAGGAAGAACUGCAGAAACACAACACAAGAGAUGACUGCUGGACCUGCAUUCGAGAUAUGGUCUACAAUGUGACCCCCUACAUGGACUACCACCCUGGUGGAGAAGAAGAGCUGAUGAAGGCAGCAGGAAGAGAUGGCACUGACCUGUUUGAUCAGGUCCAUCGCUGGGUGAACUAUGAAUCCAUGUUGAAAGAGUGCCUGGUGGGCAGAAUGGCCACUAAGGCCACCACGGCUGUUAAAGCUAUCAUCCCUCCUCCACCACCAACUGGCCUUGCUCCACCUACUUCAGUGGCUCUUCCACCAGAGAAAGACUCUCGGCCUCGGUACGACUGGUUCCAAACUGAUGUGACCGUUCAUCUGGUUGUUUAUACUAAAAGAAAGAUCCCCAAGUCAGGCUGUACCAUUGUUGACCUUGAGGCACGUGUUCUACGAAUGGAAGUACUACUGGGCAAAAUGUCCUACAUGAUACAUUUAUGUCUUGCUGAUGAAGUUGAGGGAAGUGUUGCUGUACACACUGCUAACUCAGUGGGAAAAAUUCAGGUCAGUAUACGCAAGCAGGCAAAAGGAAAAUGGGCAAGUCUUGGUCAGCCACUGGAGUUCCACAAUACACUUCUACGCAAAAAAGACAGAGCUGUCUUCUAUCGGGACUGUGUUUUGGUGUCUAAGACUGAAGUGAACCAUAACACCUAUGUGUUCAGACUGCAAUUACCACGUGGGACUGUCAUGCAUGUGCCUGUUGGAAAACAUGUCUACCUCAAAGCCCUCAUUCAAGACACUGAGGUAGUGAGGCCAUACACUCCAGUGGACCAGAAUCUGACAGGACCAUCCCAACACUCCUUACAGGAAUCAGACCUCUACCUCAUGAUCAAAGUCUACCCUGAUGGAGUGUUCACCCCACAUCUCAACACCCUGCAUAUCGGUGACCACAUAUCCGUUAGUAGUCCAGAGGGUACCUUCAGUCUACGUCCCCUCCGUGAUGCCACAAACCUCUACCUGUUAGCAGCAGGCACAGGUUUUACACCCAUGGCUCGCCUCAUCCAUCAGGCUCUUCAAGACAUAGACACCAUCAGAAUCACCAAACUGCUCUUUUUUAACCGCCGGGAGGAGGACAUACUGUGGCGCUGUGAACUGGAUGAACUGGCUGCUAAUAACGAAAGGUUUCAGGUGGAGUAUGUUCUGUCUGAGCCUAGUGAAAGCUGGACUGGCAGGAAAGGUCGUGUGGAUGAGUCGAUGCUUAACGAGUUCCUCAUCAGGCCAGAUGGGUCCAAAUGCUACGUGUGUGUGUGUGGUCCCACAGCCUUCACAGAACUAACAACAGGGUUGCUGAAGCAGCUAAGCUUCCAUGAAGAGGAGCUCCAUGCCUUCCAGGGAUGACAAGCGCUGCCUCCAACAAACUGAACCCUGCAAAAACUUUGUUGUUGUGGAUGAGAGUGAGAGUCGAUUUUAAUUUAUGAACUUUGUGAGAUAUGAAAGAAAUACUGUAUUUCUAUGCACCAAGAACCAGCGUAUAAACAACACAUCCUGGCAUUGAUGGGCUUGAUGGAAAAAUGACACCGUCACAGUGCAGUGGGAUUCUUGAGAUUCUGGAUUCUCAGGAUUGGUCAGUGUAUGGGUCAAACCUAAUAGAGGUAGUGAAAACAAUCAUUUGUAACGGUGACAAAAUGAAAUGUAUAUGCAAUGUUUAAAGAGAAUGGUCAUGAGAAUAGCAGUGUGUGGCAGAGAACUUCUGCAGAUGUUUAUGGUUCUUAAUGUUACACUUGCAAGAGUUAUAACUGCAGUAAAAUAAAAUGCAUUGUGGGGACAUUUUUUGUCCGUCCCUAAAGAUUGACCUCCUAUUCAUCAA
This is a messenger RNA of Stegastes partitus (bicolor damselfish), 2423 nucleotides long. It is a transcript of the gene cyb5r4, whose product is annotated as cytochrome b5 reductase 4. Gene Ontology annotation, cellular component: cytoplasm; endoplasmic reticulum. The record is from RefSeq and is a predicted model, not a curated record. The transcript has 15 exons. Bases 398 to 1954 code for a protein of 518 amino acids. Gene Ontology annotation, molecular function: cytochrome-b5 reductase activity, acting on NAD(P)H; heme binding. Gene Ontology annotation, biological process: superoxide metabolic process. Lineage: Eukaryota; Metazoa; Chordata; Actinopteri; Pomacentridae.